AUGACGACUUCGCUGCUCCUGCACCCGCGCUGGCCGGAGAGCCUUAUGUACGUCUAUGAGGACAGCGCGGCGGAGAGCGGCAGCGGCGGCGGCGGGGGAGGCGGCGGCGCGGGCGGCGCGGGGGGCGGCUGCAGCGGAGCGAGCCCCGGCAAAGCCCCGAGCAUGGACGGGCUGGGCGGCAGCUGCCCGGCCAGCCACUGCCGCGACCUGCUCCCGCACCCCGUGUUGGCCCGCCCGCCGGCUCCUCUGGGUGCCCCUCAGGGCGCCGUCUACACGGACAUCCCAGCUCCGGAGGCGGCGCGCCAAUGCGCCCCACCGCCGGCGCCCCCCACCUCGUCCAGCGCCACCCUGGGCUACGGUUACCCAUUUGGGGGCAGCUACUACGGCUGCCGCCUGUCGCACAACGUGAACCUGCAGCAGAAACCUUGCGCCUAUCACCCGGGAGACAAGUACCCGGAGCCGUCGGGCGCCCUGCCUGGUGACGAUCUGUCCUCCAGGGCUAAGGAGUUCGCCUUCUACCCCAGCUUCGCCAGCUCCUACCAGGCAAUGCCCGGAUACCUGGACGUGUCGGUAGUGCCCGGGAUCAGCGGGCACCCGGAGCCGCGUCACGACGCGCUCAUCCCUGUUGAAGGCUACCAGCACUGGGCUCUUUCCAAUGGCUGGGACAGUCAGGUGUACUGCUCCAAGGAGCAGUCGCAGUCCGCCCACCUCUGGAAGUCUCCCUUCCCAGACGUGGUUCCUCUACAGCCCGAAGUGAGCAGCUACCGGCGCGGGCGCAAGAAGCGCGUGCCCUAUACCAAGGUGCAGCUGAAGGAGCUAGAGAAGGAGUACGCAGCCAGCAAAUUCAUCACCAAAGAGAAGCGCCGGCGCAUCUCAGCCACCACGAACCUCUCGGAGCGCCAGGUCACCAUCUGGUUCCAGAACCGGCGUGUGAAAGAGAAGAAGGUGGUCAGCAAAUCGAAAGCGCCUCAUCUCCACUCCACCUGA
This is a messenger RNA of Apodemus sylvaticus (European woodmouse), 987 nucleotides long. It is a transcript of the gene Hoxc13, whose product is annotated as homeobox C13. Gene Ontology annotation, molecular function: RNA polymerase II cis-regulatory region sequence-specific DNA binding; DNA-binding transcription factor activity, RNA polymerase II-specific. Gene Ontology annotation, biological process: regulation of transcription by RNA polymerase II. The record is from RefSeq and is a predicted model, not a curated record. The coding region runs from base 1 to 987 and encodes 328 amino acids. Lineage: Eukaryota; Metazoa; Chordata; Mammalia; Rodentia; Muridae. The transcript is spliced from 2 exons.